This is a messenger RNA of Phialemonium atrogriseum, 887 nucleotides long. RefSeq names its product Arp2/3 complex. Lineage: Eukaryota; Fungi; Ascomycota; Sordariomycetes; Cephalothecales; Cephalothecaceae. Gene Ontology annotation, cellular component: actin cytoskeleton; Arp2/3 protein complex. Gene Ontology annotation, molecular function: actin filament binding; structural constituent of cytoskeleton. The transcript has 3 exons. The record is from RefSeq and is a predicted model, not a curated record. The annotation marks the transcript as partial. Gene Ontology annotation, biological process: Arp2/3 complex-mediated actin nucleation; actin filament polymerization.
GGCAAGGAGAACAAGGAGAACGACAACUCAGCAGAAGGCGCCAUCCGGGAGAGUUACCGCCAAAAUGCUCCUCCUCGACUAUCAAAACGUCUUGAUCCAAUCGGUUCUUACCGAGCGGUUCUCAGGAGCUCCUCCCGUAUCGAUUGACCAGACCGUGUCCGACUUUGAUGGCGUUCUAUUCCACAUCUCAACCCCGGAAACCAAAACCAAGAUCCAGGUGUCGAUCCAGAUCCGGUGUUUCAAGGAUCUUGUCAAAUAUGGCGCUGAGCAGGUUCUCCGGCGCGAGUACGGCCCCUAUGUCGUCCCUCCCGAGGCCGGCUUUGAUUUCUCGGUUAUGGUCGAUCUAGAAACUCUGCCUGAGGAUAAAGAGACUCGCGACGAGUUGAUCAACAAGAUCUCCCUCCUGAAGCGCAAUGCUAUGGCUGCACCGUUCGAGCAGGCGUAUGGGGAGUACUACCAGCUGAAGGAGGCGGCAUCCAAGUUUACAUCCGAAGAGGCGCCGCAGGGUGUCCGGGAGGGCGGGGACGUCAAGGCCAUCCAAUACCGCGAAGAGGAGGCAAUCUAUGUCAAGGCCAGCCACGACCGAGUAACGGUGAUAUUCAGCACCGUCUUCAGGGAAGAGACGGACAGGGUAUUUGGCAAGGUGUUCAUCCAGGAGUUUGUCGACGCGAGACGACGGGCUAUCCAGAACGCACCACAGGUGCUUUUCCGAAACGAUCCGCCCCUCGAACUACAGGGCGUUCCUGGCGUGAAGAGCGCCGGCUCUGGAGAGAUCGGAUACGUCACUUUCGGUAUGCGCGCAUCGUCUCCCUUGCUUGCCCCAGUAUUGUCCGUAUCUGACUCUAUCAGUGCUGUUCCCUCGUCACCUCACGCCCCAACGAAUGCCA